AUGGACUCUGCCGCAUCCCUGGCAGAAAAAGUCUUGGCAUCUACCAACUUUGACAAGGAGAAACCGGGCCCGGGUGAACGGGAAGGAGCUUGCAGCAGCCGUGUGGAGAAGCCGGGGCACAGUCGGGCUGCCCUGUGCGCUGAGGCGCGGCGGCCGGUCGAGGCGGGUCUCCCGCGAGUCUGCCGGCAGCCGCCGCGGACCUCAGGCAGCGCAACGCUCAGGCUGCCGCCGCCUGUCAAAGCCCGGCGCGGCCCGCUCGCUGCCCCGCCCCGCCUCGACCGGGUCCCGGAGGCCCCGCCCCCGCGCGCCAUUGGCCCCGCAGGGGCGGCCGCCGCGAGCCAGUGGCCGGAGCGGCUGUCUGGCAGUCGCGGCCCCGCCCCCGCCCCCCGGGGUGCAUCCCAGCUGGACACCGCGCGGGGGCUGCGGCGCCAGUGGAGGCGCGGAGCCUGUGCUGCUGAGGUGGAGCGGCCGCCGCGAGGUGAGAGGGGGCGGCCGGGCGGCCCAGCGACGCGGGAACUGGGGGCAGAGCAGAGACCGGGAGUCCCGGGCCCCGCUUUCCAGGAGAGCAGAUGGAAAGAGACCGGGCUCCGUGGGGAGAAGCCGGCGUGGAGACCCGGGCUGCUGGCGCUGCCGGGCGAACGGGCGCGCGGAGUGACCUCCCAGCUCCCGGGCGCGCACUGGCGGGGCUGUGUGGCCCACGUGGGGGCGGCGCACCGGCGCUGCGGCCUCCGUGCGGGCUCGCGAGUGUUGGGUUUCUCCGUCGUGCGUGGCAGCGUGUGUGUGUCGGAGUGCGUGUGA
Messenger RNA from Erinaceus europaeus (western European hedgehog), 798 nucleotides. RefSeq names its product collagen alpha-1(I) chain-like. The record is from RefSeq and is a predicted model, not a curated record. The transcript has 2 exons. Lineage: Eukaryota; Metazoa; Chordata; Mammalia; Eulipotyphla; Erinaceidae. Bases 1 to 798 code for a protein of 265 amino acids.